AUGUCCGACGCCCAAGGUUCCAAGAACGCCACCGCCUCAUCCUCUUCUAGGCCCAAGCCUAAGCAGUGGGGAGGUGCAGAGGCUGCUGCUGCUCGGCAUAGCAAGAGGUUGGCCGCUCAAGAAGAGGCUCGCGAGGCUCGCGAGAAGGCUGAUCGCGAGAAGGAAGAGAACGCGGAGGCUGACCGCUGGGAGGAGCAGCAGAAGAAGAAGAGAGCUCGGGAGGACACAGACUCGGGCUCUGGUGACUCGGAGGACGAGUAUGUCGAGGAGGAAGGGAAGUCGAAGUCGAAGAAGACGAAGACGAGGUCAGAGAAGAAGAGGAAGACCUCCUCCCCUCCCCCGGACGAUGACGUGGAUGAGCUGGAAGACCCGGAGGAAGCUGCUGCUGCUGCUGAAGACCCCAGCUUCGAGUACGACCGUGAUCGAGCUGAGUCGGAAGAGGUGAUGAAGUAUUUCUGGCGAUAUCGAAAAGCCAAGGUAUACUGGAAGCCUCAGGUGGUCUUUGACUACUGGAGGCAGCAGCAGAAGCCGGUAAAGUCCGGGAAGAAGAACGAGGAGACGGGUGAGGUCGAACGGAAGGCGUCAGCGCACAUGGAGUCUGCGAUGAAGAUCUUCUUCAGUACUACUGGGAAGAUCUUUGAGGGUCGUCAUCGUUGCAAGGGAUGCCUACAGCUGCCUCUGCGAAGCAAGAGGAAGAUAUCGGAUGAUGUUCCCGGUAUCAUCCUGAAAUGCAAGCAGAUUUCACCGACCGGUCGAUGCGCUCAAUGUGCUCUCGUCGGUGAGAAGUGUUCGCUUGAGGUCCAAAACGGAGACCUCGUUAGGGUCAGGGCCUCCUUAGCAGAGGACGUGCCGACGGGACUUGCAGAGCAGCUAAAAGACCUGCUUCAAAAGAUCCAGAAGCACGUCAAGAACGACGAGGUUCAUAUCACGGGAACGACGAUCAACGGUGUUGUCGAGAUGGCUGGGGAGCUCGAGAUCCACCUCGAGGAACUAGAGGAGGCCCUACAAGGUCUUCCGGUGAAGUACACCGAUACCGACUUCAUAUCGGUAUUCGAGAACGGAGAAGAGGUCGAUUUCGAUCGAUAA
Messenger RNA from Filobasidium floriforme, 1086 nucleotides. RefSeq lists its product as uncharacterized. Lineage: Eukaryota; Fungi; Basidiomycota; Tremellomycetes; Filobasidiales; Filobasidiaceae. The transcript has 4 exons. The coding region runs from base 1 to 1086 and encodes 361 amino acids. The record is from RefSeq and is a predicted model, not a curated record.